GGUAUGCCCACUAUCGUUAGAAACUCGGCCCUUUUAAAAUCAGCCAACUUCAAAUCUAUUCAAAAUUCCAUUUGCUCUCAAUCAAAAACAAUGUUCUACAAAAACUCUUUUUCCGAAUACGAUCAUAUCCGCCUCUUAGGUAAAACCCACUCCCCUCCAACCACCAAACGUUUACUCAAACCAUACCCAUUAAAUUGGACUGACUAACAUAACUGAACCUACCAAUCAACCCCAAAAUCCAUCCACUAGUAGAGGCACAAGCCUGGAAUAGUAAACGGCAUAGCCACCCCUCCCAAAGCAAAGCAAAGCAGUCAAAUUAUCACUCAGUACACAACGUUUCAGUAGUCAACAAGUCUAUUUACAACUAUUCGAAAUGGCUCCAGGAGGAAAAUCGGCGGGCAAAGCAAUGAAGAAGUCGUCCGGCAAGGCACAAAAGAACAUCGCCAAGUCCGACAAGAAGCGCAAGCCCAAGAGGAAAGAAUCGUACGCAAUUUACAUCUACAAAGUGUUGAAACAAGUACAUCCCGACACCGGAGUCUCGUCCAAAGCCAUGAGCAUCAUGAACAGCUUCGUCAACGACCUGUUCGAGCGCAUCGCCGCCGAAUCCAGUCGUCUGGCCCACUACAACAAACGUUCGACCAUUACCAGCCGGGAAAUCCAAACUGCCGUCCGACUCUUGUUGCCCGGUGAAUUGGCCAAGCACGCCGUCAGUGAAGGAACCAAGGCUGUGACCAAGUACACCAGCUCCAAAUAAGUCUCCCGUUUUGUGAAAUAUCAUUACUCAACUAAAACGGCCCUUUUCA
Messenger RNA from Metopolophium dirhodum (rose-grain aphid), 803 nucleotides. Its product is annotated as histone H2B-like. Gene Ontology annotation, molecular function: structural constituent of chromatin; DNA binding; protein heterodimerization activity. Lineage: Eukaryota; Metazoa; Arthropoda; Insecta; Hemiptera; Aphididae. The record is from RefSeq and is a predicted model, not a curated record. Gene Ontology annotation, cellular component: nucleosome. The transcript has a single exon. The coding region runs from base 374 to 754 and encodes 126 amino acids.